AUGGGGGAAGUCUUGUAUGCAGACCAAGUGUUCAAAGAAUGUUAUGUCCAAGUAGACGAUGCAUGGUUGGAAGCCAACUUGAUUCCUUUAGAAUUGGUGGAUUUGGAUAUCAUAUUGGGGAUGGAUUGGCUAGAGAAGCGUCAUGCGUCAGUGGAUUGUUUCCGGAAGGAAGUAACACUUCGGAGUCCAGGACAACCCAAGUUAUCUUCGGGGAGAACGUAG
Prunus armeniaca (apricot) is the source of this 222-nucleotide messenger RNA. The record is from the annotation of a GenBank genome assembly. NCBI's taxonomy places the organism in Eukaryota, Viridiplantae, Streptophyta, Magnoliopsida, Rosales, Rosaceae.